Macadamia integrifolia is the source of this 1365-nucleotide messenger RNA. RefSeq names its product aspartyl protease family protein At5g10770-like. Bases 1 to 1365 code for a protein of 454 amino acids. Gene Ontology annotation, biological process: proteolysis. Lineage: Eukaryota; Viridiplantae; Streptophyta; Magnoliopsida; Proteales; Proteaceae. The transcript has 2 exons. Gene Ontology annotation, molecular function: aspartic-type endopeptidase activity. The record is from RefSeq and is a predicted model, not a curated record.
AUGGCUGUGGCGAAUCUUCAUCAACACCAGACCCACCAUGUCGUUUCAGUCAGCUCCUUGAUGCCAGCCGCAGUUUGUUCUACUCCUGCCCAAGGUUCCAAAAGCUUUAGUGGGCUACUGGAAGUAACUCACAAAUAUGGGCCUUGCUCACCACUGAAGAAAAGGAAUGCAAAAAUUCCUACUCUUCGUCAGAUUCUGAUCGAUGACCAAACCAGAGUCAACUCCAUCCAUUCCAAAAUCUCCAACAAAGAACCACUAGUAGAUUCUAAAGUAUCACUCCCAGCCAAAUCUGGCGAUUCCAUAGGGACUGCAAACUUUCUUGUCGAGAUUGGAGUUGGAACACCAAAGCAAAAUUUCGCAGUAAUCUUCGAUACAGGUAGUGAACUCACUUGGAUCCAAUGCCAACCAUGCUCCGGCCAAUGCUAUAUCCAACAAGAUCCCUACUUCAACUCUUCCGCAUCCUCCACCUAUUCCAACAUCCCAUGUGUCUCCAAUGCAUGCUCGCAACUUCAAUCAACAGGCUAUGCACAACCAUCCUGCACCACCAAUUGCCUCUACGAGGUCAAUUAUCUUGACAAAUCUUACUCUAAAGGGGACUUUGCAACAGACACACUAACACUAUCUUCCUCUGAUGUCUUCCCCAAUUUCAAAUUCGGGUGUGGUCAAGACAACAAAGGUCCAUUUUUAUUGGGUUCCGCAGAUGGAUUACUAGGGCUUGGCCGUAGUCAGAUCUCUAUGGUAUCACAGACUGCUCAAACUUAUGGAAAGCUUUUCUCCUAUUGUCUUCCACCCACAACCACCUCCACUGGCUUUCUUGCAUUUGGUAAACAAGCAGGAAGUUCCUCUUCUACUCCUUUUCAAUACACUCCACUACUAACAAAUUCGAACCACCCCUCCUUCUAUUUCCUAACUAUGACGGGUAUAAGUGUUAAUGGGCAGAGUCUAUCAAUCCCAGAAUCAGUAUUUACAACUUCAGGAACCAUAAUAGACUCUGGAACUGUCAUCACUCGUUUGGCAGCAACAGCCUAUUCAGCUCUCAAGUCAGCAUUUCGUCAAGCAAUGUCCAAGUAUCCCACUGCGCCGCCGCCGUAUUCAUUAUUCGACACCUGCUAUGAUUUAUCUGGAUACAAUACGGUAGAUUUACCAACCAUAGUACUGCAUUUUGGUGGAGGUAGUGAGUUGAAUGUUGAUCAGUCUGGGAUUCUAUUUGGAGAAAACUCAAGUCUAUUCUGUUUGGCUUUUGCUGGAAACUUAGAUGAUACAACUGUGGCAAUCCUUGGAAAUACACAACAGCAGACAUUUGAGGUGGUUUAUGAUGUGGCAGGUGGAAAGCUGGGAUUUAGCGCUGGAGCUUGUGGUAAAUGA